Messenger RNA from Amphibalanus amphitrite, 2143 nucleotides. Its product is annotated as gamma-butyrobetaine dioxygenase-like. The record is from RefSeq and is a predicted model, not a curated record. Gene Ontology annotation, molecular function: oxidoreductase activity. Bases 154 to 1524 code for a protein of 456 amino acids. Gene Ontology annotation, biological process: carnitine biosynthetic process. Gene Ontology annotation, cellular component: mitochondrion. Lineage: Eukaryota; Metazoa; Arthropoda; Thecostraca; Balanomorpha; Balanidae. The transcript is spliced from 9 exons.
CGCUGUGAGACGUCAGAGGCGCGGUUGGCGGCCGGGUGGAGGGGGCGCGUACUCCGGGCUCGCGCAGUCGUCGUCGGGGCGAGGCGCCGGAGGGUAUACGUGGAGGACGCUCCCGACCGUGUGCAAGGCCGGCUGCUGUACCCAUAAGCCAAGAUGGCGUCACUCAGAUCAGUACUGGCGGCGGCCAUAUCUCGUGGUUGUCGUCUCGCGGUUACGACCCAGAGCGGGUCGCUAAGCAACAGCUCUAAAUCUCUACUAGUCCAGCAAGUCAGACCCAAGAGUUCGCUGGCCGGGAGAGAGUAUCUGCAGCAGAUACCCCGGAUAGUAUCUGCCGUCCCUGCCUGCCAUCAGACCGCGAAAGUCAUAUUCGACGACAACAAGACCGCAGAGUUCAAAUACAUCUGGCUGCGGGACAACUGCAAGUGUCCGUUGUGUGUGGACGUCGACACGCGUCAGAAGCUGCUCGACACGCCUGCACUCGACCCAAAGAUCAAACCGAAGGCUCUGCAGAUCAACGAUCGUGGCGAUCUGGUCAUCACAUGGCAGUCCCACGGUGGCGAGGAGCACGUGUCCACAUUCACCAACGACUGGCUGUACCGGUACGGCCAGUGCUUCAUGCACGACACGUUCACGGCUCCCGCUACCCUGGAGGAGGAUGGUGCCUGGCCGCGGCCGCCGCUCACCCUCUGGAACCGCUACAUCAUCCAGAAGCGGCUGCCAGAGGUCGAAUAUCAGGAGUUCAUCGAGUCGGACGACGCGCUGUUCGAGUGGCUCGACAUGUUCUAUAAGUUCGGCUUCGCCAUGCUGAGGAAUGUGCCGACAGACCCGGAUCAACUGAAGGAGGUGGUCGGACGCUUUGCCUACAUCAAGGAGACGCAGUACGGCGUGACCUGGAGCGUGCGGAUCAACCCGACCCCCGGGGUGCACCUGUUCCAGACGGGACUGGGACUGCAGCUGCACACAGACAUGAACUACCGAGAGAACUCGCCUGGCAUGCAGCUGCUGCACUGCCUCAAGGCGGAGCACCCGGACAAGUUGGGACGUGACCCGGGCGGCCAGUCGUUCUUUGUCGACGGCUUCCGGGUGGCCAAGUGGAUGGAGGACAACGAGCCGUCGGCCUACCACAUCCUCACCUCGACGCCGAUACUCUUCAGCAUCAAGAACAAGGGCCAGCGGUACGGCAACAUGGUGCCCAUUAUCGUCACCGACUCCGAGGGAGACGUCACAGAGAUUCACUACAACAACCGCACCAUGGGACCGCUCCAGGCUCCUGACCACGUCGUGGUGCCGUUCUACCACGCCUACAAGCUGUUUUCGGAGCGGAUGCGCCAGGAGUCUCAGCAGCUGACGUUCCAUCUCCAGCCGGGAGACGUGGUGGCCUUCAACAACCGGCGCGUGAUGCACGGCCGGGGCAGCUACGAUCCCAACAAGGUGGAGAGACACCUGCGCGGCUGCUACGUGGACAUUGACGAGGCGUUUUCCAAGUACGACCAAAUGCUCUCGCAGCGGCCCCCGCUGCUGUAGGGCGCUCCAACGCCGGGCUGUGUCGACCGAAGGAGGAGAAGAAAAGGCUGAAGGAGAAGUAGAGCUAGCUGCGGGGAAAGAAGAAGAGGCUAGCUAAGGGAACAGCUGGCUGAAGAAGGAGCUGGCUUUUGGGGGGGGGGGGGGGCAAGGCAGUGCUAGCUGAGGACAGAAAGGGCGUCGUGCAAGAUCGCUGGACACCAAGACUCCACAGCGUCCAUUUCACGCUAACCUCAUUGUACUUCUGAGAGGGGCUGUCUUGAAGAAGCUUCUGUUUAUUGCGCUGUAGCGAGUUGGCGACUUGCUGAAUGUGGUUUGGUAGAUUUGGUGGCAGGACUGUGACUGGGUUAGAGGGAUUCUACCCCGGUCAAGAUUUAGGGAUGGUGUGGUGGUAUGCAAAGCAGAUAGCGUUCUUCCGGUGGUCCUCUUAACCAACUUUCGCGGUCUGCAUCUGUAUCUUGCAUUCGACACUUUGCUUUGCCGUCGUCUAUUGAUCGUACAGAAAUGCCUGCUUCCCCCUCCUUCUUUCACUUUGCCGUGGCAGGCAGAGAGAGAAGGCUGCGUCGUCUCCGUGAGACGUGAACAUAAAUAUGAGGUACAUAAUCUCACGGGGCAGAUGGUA